Podospora anserina S mat+ is the source of this 1314-nucleotide messenger RNA. RefSeq lists its product as uncharacterized. Gene Ontology annotation, biological process: transmembrane transport. Lineage: Eukaryota; Fungi; Ascomycota; Sordariomycetes; Sordariales; Podosporaceae. Gene Ontology annotation, cellular component: plasma membrane; fungal-type vacuole membrane. The transcript is spliced from 2 exons. Gene Ontology annotation, molecular function: transmembrane transporter activity. The record is from RefSeq and is a predicted model, not a curated record. The coding region runs from base 1 to 1314 and encodes 437 amino acids.
AUGGGGAUGCCUACUUUUGCUCUGGGGGCCGUGGCCGUGCCAAUCUUUGGACUGGGCUUUGUGGAUGCCGCGUUGAUUAUUGUACUCGUCAACAUACUCGGAGUUCUCCCCGUUUGCUUCUUUGCACUUUUUGGGCCAAAGUUUGGGUUAAGACAGAUUAUUCUGUCCAGGUUUUGGUUUGGACAUUAUGCGGUCAAACUUAUUGCGAUAUUUCAGAUUAUCACCUGUCUUGGGUGGGCAUCUGUCAAUGCCAUCGUUGGAGCUCAGCUGUUGAAGGCCGUCAACCCUGAUAUUCCCGGCUGGGCCGGGAUUCUCAUUGUGUCUUUGGCAACGCUGAUUAUCUGCUUGUUGGGUUACAAAGCUGUUCACUUUUACGAACGGUACGCGUGGAUUCCGUGCUUUGUGGUUUUUCUUGUUGUCAUGGGGGCUUUCAUAAAAUCCGGAGAGUUCGACAGCCUCCUGCCUCUGGCCACGGGGCCAAGUGAGAGGGGAGCUGUUCUUUCAUACAUCGGAGCUGUCUUUGGGUUUGCUGUCGGUUGGUCGGCAUACUCGGCUGAUUAUAGUGUCUAUCAGCCCUCGACACGAUCAACCAGGUCGACCUUUCUCUGGGUGUUUUCUGGGCUGACGUUUCCUCUUAUAUUUGUCAUGCUCCUCGGGGCUGCUAUUUCUACGGCUCUGGUCAAGAAUGAGGAAUACCAAAAGCACUAUGAGAACGCAGGUGUUGGAGGUCUCAUGGCGGCUGUGUUGACGCCGAAUGUUGAACCUGGGUUUGACAAGGCCUGUCUUAUCCUGGUGGCGCUCUCGAUCAUUGCGACCAACUGCCCCAAUAUCUACUCGGUCUCAUUCUCGUUGCAGGCACUGGCGAGACAGACUCAGCAAGUGCCGCGCUUCGUGUGGACUAUCUUUGGGACGGCAGUGUAUGUUGGGAUUGGUAUUCCUGGGUACAACCUCUUCGAAACCUGGCUCGAGACGUUCGUGUUGAGCACGGGAUAUUGGCUUUCGAUCUAUGUUGCCAUUGCCCUGGUGGAACACUUUUUAUUCCGCGGAGGAUUACGUGGAUUUUCAGGGUAUGAUGUGGGGGAUAUUCACAAGCCAGAGCUUUUACCACCGGGGUUCGCAGCCAUUGCUUCUUGCCUGGUUGGCGUUGUGGGUGUUGCUCUGGGGAUGUCUCAGGAAUGGUACACGGGAGUGAUUGCUAGGUUGUGUGGCGGGGAGGGGCACGGCGCUGAUGUGGGUGUUUGGCUGGGGUUUGCUUUUACUUUCAUCACAUAUAUUCCUCUGAGGGCUGUUGAAGGGAGUUGUUUUGGGAGAUGA